Aspergillus nidulans FGSC A4 is the source of this 657-nucleotide messenger RNA. RefSeq names its product putative Rho-like small GTPase. Lineage: Eukaryota; Fungi; Ascomycota; Eurotiomycetes; Eurotiales; Aspergillaceae. Gene Ontology annotation, molecular function: GTPase activity; GTP binding. The record is from RefSeq and is a predicted model, not a curated record. The coding region runs from base 1 to 657 and encodes 218 amino acids. The transcript is spliced from 5 exons.
AUGCCGGCAAUGACAAACCCACAAUCUAGGGAGGUACUUGAAACUCCAAUCACAGUCCUGUUACUCGGCGACGCAGGGUGCGGCAAGUCGACUUUUCUAUCGGGACUUAAAAGUAUUAGGAACGGAAAGACAGGCAAUGAGCCAAUAGACAUCCUUCGUGACAGCGACCAACCGUUCGUUUAUGAGAUUAAUUUCUCCAAGAAAUCUUUCACGCUAGAGAUUUACGACACGGCGAGUCCGAAUCAGCAUUGGACGACGCUCCAACCGGACGUUGUGCUCCUCGCUUUUGAUAUUUCGAAUCGGGCGACGUUGGAUGGUUUGAAAAGGUGGCGGAGCGACAUCAUCCGCUACUUUCAGCGGGGAGAAGGCGAGCGCAUCCCCGUUAUGAUGAUGGGGUUGAAGAGGGAUUUGAGGAAGGAGGAGGAGGGUGCUAUAUAUCCGCAAGAGACGUAUAGAAUCGCGCAGGAGCUUCGCUGCGAUCGAUAUGCGGAAUGCUCAGCUGUUACCGGGGAGCUCAUGGCGCAGACAUUUGAGGACCUUGCGAGACUUGCCUACCAGACUACUACUGCUGCUGGCGGACAAACGGAGGGAGGGUGCCUCGUUAUCGCCUACGCCCGUGUGCUCUUACUACUCUUACGGUUUGCGAUGCAGUUUUAG